UUAGUUCGAAUACUAAGGCUAAGCGAUUUGUUUUUCCUCCACCAGAAGAGUUCGAAAGAGUGGCUAAAUAUCACCUUUGUAAAACUAUUUUGCGUUAUAAACGACAAAAUGGCUUAUCUAGCAAGGAAAUUGCUAAACAAUUAAAAAUAAGCAUUUAUCGAGCCGAAUAUAUCUUAUAUAGCCACAUUGAUAAACUUACUUUGGAUGAAUUAGUUAGUUAUGCUGAAAGUUUACAUGCUCCCUUUGAAUUAAGAAGUUCCUAUGAAAAUCAAGAAACUGCCCAAAUUAGCCCUUAUUACGAGAAGCAUAACCACGAAUAUUUAGAAGCCUUAAAGAAAAGAGAGAUUAAGCCUACUUCUAAACAAUUAGCGGAAAAGUUAAUUACUGACGAUUUGAUUAGAAAAGUAUUAGUUCCUCAAUUAGAUGGCGAAGAAAUAGACGAAGAUGGCGAGAGAAAUUACCAUAAGUUAAACUCUGCUUUGGGAGCUUUGGGUUUGCCUGAAAUGGAUAUUGAGCCAGUAAUAACAGGCGUUAAAGCUGGAACUAUAUUGCCCAGUUAUAUUGUUGGCGUAGUAGAGGAAGGCCUAAAAUUAGCAACCGGAGUUACAAAAGCUACUUCCCAUUUAGUCGACCGCGUAAAAGAUGCUUUAGUAGAUGCAUCCCUUUCUGGAAUAAAUUCUAGAAUAGGCGACCUCAAAGGCGAACUAGACGGCACCAACGAAAAACUAGACAAACAAG
This is a messenger RNA of Funneliformis geosporum, 738 nucleotides long. The record is from the annotation of a GenBank genome assembly. NCBI's taxonomy places the organism in Eukaryota, Fungi, Glomeromycota, Glomeromycetes, Glomerales, Glomeraceae.